Messenger RNA from Spodoptera litura, 460 nucleotides. Lineage: Eukaryota; Metazoa; Arthropoda; Insecta; Lepidoptera; Noctuidae. The record is from RefSeq and is a predicted model, not a curated record.
AUGAAGUUCACAUUUGGACUUGGUGAUAAAACAUUAACAAAACUACAAAAUGUUCUUCAUUUUCAGGUACUUUGUCUACUAUCUGUAGCCGUCGCGGUAGUAUCCGCUCAUGGACAUUCUUCUCAGUUCGUCCACAAAUACGAUGGACACCAUGAACCCGUACAUCAUGGACAUGGUCACCAUGACUACUAUACUCAUCCUAAGUUCGAGUUCGGCUACAAAGUAGACGACGACCACACGGGCGACCACAAGUCGCAGCACGAGCACCGCGACGGUGACGUCGUCAAGGGCCACUACUCGCUGCACGAGCCUGACGGCUCCGUCAGGGACGUGCACUACCACGGCGACCACCACAGCGGAUUCCACGCGGAUGUGAAGCACAGCACUCACCAUAUUGUACCUCAUCAUCACCAUCAUUACUAAACGCAUCAAUAGUAUUAAUUUAGAGAACUGACUCAGU